Molecule: messenger RNA, 1095 nt
Organism: Anopheles darlingi
Lineage: Eukaryota; Metazoa; Arthropoda; Insecta; Diptera; Culicidae
Product: mpv17-like protein
Exons: 6
Coding region: 424-972 (182 amino acids)
Cellular component (GO): membrane; cytoplasm
Source: RefSeq, a predicted model, not a curated record
AAGCUCACCAGUACCGCAGUAGAAUUGGUUCUCAAGAUCAUGACUAUUUUUAACGAUUUCCACUGCCAUGGCCGUAGGUAUACUACGUCACUAAAUGUGAUCUAGUAAACUUGUUCAUUUCACAGACGCGUCCCGUCACCAGCGUCCGUUGAUGAGAAAUCGGCGAUUGUAGUUGGCCCAAGCCAAGAGGGGAGCGUACCAUUUACUGUGAUUCGCGGUGGUCGCAUGAGCGAACUUGUGCCAAAAACUGCUCAAUGUCCAUAUCCAUGGACAUUUGUACGGCCAAAAGGAUCUGUUACCACACUUCAUUUUGCGACACCCUGUGUAUGGGAAGUUGAGUGGAAUAUCGAUUUUAAAGCAGAGAUUACGACAUAGAAGUUUCCUAUUUUCUCCAGUAUAUCGUAUUUCGCUCCUUAUUACCAGAUGUCCGGUCUGUCACUAUGGAUAAAACGGUUCCCCGUCGUUCGUGGCAUGAUCACCUAUAGUUGUCUAUGGCCUACAGGGUGUUUUAUUCAGCAAAAAUUGUCGGGAAAGAAGUUGAAUGAAAUCGAUUGGAACAAAUGUUGGCGCUUUUUCUUCUACGGAGGAUUCAUUGUCGCACCCACUUUGUAUGGCUGGAUUCGAUUAGCGUCUAUUAUGUGGCCUCGGCAGGAUUUGAAAUCGGCUAUAGCUAAGGCAUUAACUGAGCAGAUCAGUUAUACCCCGAUGGCCAUGACGGCGUUUUACUUUAGUAUGAGCCUGCUGGAAUCAAAAACCUUCGAAGAGGCGUGUAAUGAGGUGAAGGUAAAAUUGUGGCCUACCUAUAAAGUUGCCCUGUGCAUUUGGCCAUUAAUUCAAACAUUCAAUUUCUCCAUUGUGCCGGAGAAAAAUCGAGUUCCUUUCGUCAGUAUGUGCAGCUUAUUGUGGACCAUCUUUUUGGCUUAUAUGAAACAAAAAGAACAAAAAGAACUGCUAGGGAUAGUAGAUAAAUAACAGGGUGCUGUAUGCGCAAGUAAAGAUAAGAUGCGCCGUUUCGUCUAUUAAUGUACAAAUUGAAGGAAAUAAACGAAUGAACCGCGAUUUCUUCUGGAUUUGCGUUUCAAACACAAUUACAGG